Neomonachus schauinslandi (Hawaiian monk seal) is the source of this 1064-nucleotide messenger RNA. RefSeq names its product fms related receptor tyrosine kinase 3 ligand (gene FLT3LG). The record is from RefSeq and is a predicted model, not a curated record. Lineage: Eukaryota; Metazoa; Chordata; Mammalia; Carnivora; Phocidae. Gene Ontology annotation, biological process: positive regulation of cell population proliferation. The transcript is spliced from 9 exons. Bases 142 to 1047 code for a protein of 301 amino acids. Gene Ontology annotation, molecular function: receptor tyrosine kinase binding; cytokine activity. Gene Ontology annotation, cellular component: membrane; cell surface.
GGUACAGCAUGUGCAAAGGCCCAGAGGUCCCAUUCCACUCCGUCCAGUGCUCGGUCCUCCUCCUUCUGGCGCCUCUGUCCAUCUCGGACCGGCCUUCCCCAUUCAAGAUCUGGCCAUAGGCAUGAGGGGCCUCCGGCCGAGAUGAUAGUGCUGGCGCCAGCCUGGAGCCCGACUAGGGCGCCCCGCCACCCUGUGUCGCGCCCACAGACCUCCCUGCUGCUCCUGCUGCUGCUCAGCCCCGGCCUCCGCGGGACCCCCGACUGCUCCUUCAGUCACAGCCCCGUCUCCUCCACCUUUGCGCUCACCAUCCGCAAGCUGUCUGAUUACCUGCUUCAGGACUACCCAGUCACUGUCGCCUCCAACCUGCAGGACGACGAGCUCUGCGGAGCCUUCUGGCGCCUGGUCCUGGCCCAGCGCUGGAUGGAACGGCUCAAAGCUGUGGCCGGGUCCCAGAUGCAAAUCCUGCUGGAGGCUGUCAACACGGAGAUACACUUUGUCACCUUAUGUGCCUUCCAGCCCCUCCCCAGCUGUCUUCGCUUCGUCCAGACCAACGUCUCCCACCUCCUGCAGGACACCUCCAAGCAGCUGACGGCCUUGAAGCCCUGGAUCACCCGCAGGAAUUUCUCUGGGUGCCUGCAGCUGCAGUGUCAGCCCGACUCUUCCACGCUGCUGCCCCCAAGGAGCCCCGGGGCCUUGGAGGCCACAGCCCUGCUGGCCCCCCAGGCCCCUCUGCUGCUCCUCGUGCUGCUGCUGCCCGUGGGUCUCCUGCUGAUGUCCGCUGCCGGGUGCCUGCACUGGCGAAGGAGGGGGUGGAGGACGCCCUACCCUGGGGAGCAGAGGACACUGAGGCCCAGCGAGACGAGUCACCUGCCAGAGGACACAGAGCUGGGACUCAGAGGAAGUCAGCUAGAGACUGGUCCCUUUCUCGACGGCGCUGUCCUGCUCACUCUCUCCCCAGGAUGGAGGCAACGCCAGUCCCCAACGCCAGCCCCAGCCCCACCUAUCCCCCUCUGUACAAAGUCCUUGUCCCCAGGAAAUUGUAUAUAAAUCACCCUUUUCUACCA